Messenger RNA from Neolamprologus brichardi, 1045 nucleotides. RefSeq names its product retinol binding protein 1, cellular, tandem duplicate 1 (gene rbp1.1). NCBI's taxonomy places the organism in Eukaryota, Metazoa, Chordata, Actinopteri, Cichliformes, Cichlidae. The record is from RefSeq and is a predicted model, not a curated record. Gene Ontology annotation, molecular function: lipid binding.
GGCUUUUGAGAGUGUUUUCUGCACUCCAUCCCCAGCAGAUGUCCACAACAGACCUCCUCAUUCUCUGGAAGUGAAGAAACCAGCAGAGGAACAGCCAACAUGGUCCCUAAUCUGACCGGAUAUUGGAAAAUGAUUUCCAAUGAUAACUUCGAGGAGUAUCUGAAAGCUCUGGAUGUAAACAUUGCCAUCAGGAAAAUUGCCACCUUGCUGAAGCCUGACAAGGACAUCGUUCACGAGGGCGACCACAUAAUCAUCAAGACUCUCAGCACCUUCAAAAACUACAACAUGGAUUUCUACGUGGGCCAAGAGUUUGAGGAGGAUCUGUCUGGAGUGGACGACAGGAAAUGCAUGACCACCAUCACCUGGGAGGGGGACAGGCUGGUGUGUGUGCAGAAGGGAGAGAUCGAAGGGAGAGGCUGGACCCACUGGGUGGAGGGAGAUGAGCUUCAUCUGGAGCUGAGAGCUGCAGGAGUUGUUUCCAAGCAGGUCUUCAAGAAGACUUAAAGCAGCUUUCAGUGGACAGUCUGGUGCCCGCACCAAAAACUGGCUCAGAGAGACACAUCAGGAACAACCUCUUCCUCUAACAUACAGUCCGACUUUCCUUUUAUCCCUCCGGCCUGUCUGUGUGUCCAUGUUACUGUAGUGAAUUCACCAAACACACGUUUCUGUUCCAUCAUGCUGUUGCCUUACUUUGCCAAAGGAAUUUCUUUGUAGCACAAAUGGGCAAGUUGACAUAUAACACCACAAAAUUCAAUGCUGUGUAUUUUAUUAGCAGGUUUAGAUGUGCUGGACGCAUGCGUAAGUGCCAUAGCUGUAGCUGAUCUGAUGGGCGAGCCAGCUGGGAAUGUUGUGGAUGCAGUGAAGAGAAAUGUACUGACUUAGUUUUGUAAAUGAUUACAGCUGAAGGCGCCCUGUUUGGUAAGAGCAGAACUUGGCUGAGAUGCUCAGUCUCCAGAAUAAAAAUGUUACAUGUAUUUGUCCCAGUUCCUUUAAGACUGUGGCUGCGAAAGUUGAAUCAAUCAAUAAAUGAAGCCGUUCUAAACCA